Ornithodoros turicata is the source of this 4004-nucleotide messenger RNA. RefSeq lists its product as uncharacterized. The record is from RefSeq and is a predicted model, not a curated record. NCBI's taxonomy places the organism in Eukaryota, Metazoa, Arthropoda, Arachnida, Ixodida, Argasidae. The transcript is spliced from 31 exons. Gene Ontology annotation, biological process: meiosis I. The coding region runs from base 337 to 3813 and encodes 1158 amino acids.
CUGACUGUUUGUGUCGCUUCCUCGCAGCUUCCUCUCUUCGUCACAGUUGCUAGAUUGAAAUUAGUUACUGCUAGUACCGUCUGUUACGCCGAGAAGAAACGUGCUUGUAGAUUGUUACAACGCGGAUCACUACAUGAAAACCUGCAUGACCUCUUAUUCUACGAACAUGAUCUAAAUCGUUUGGUGGUGUUGAUCACCGGUACGUUUCUCAAGUUUGCCUGGUGCACAAGGCCUCCGCGACGGUCGUGUGCAAGUUUGUGAAAGCAGAACACUGCGUGGUAGGAUGUGACCCUGGUCUGGUGAGCAACAUAUACGCAUAGCAUCUUGCCGGACGGUAUGUACCGUUCCACUUGCGUCCACGAUCCAGGCCUGAGACGCGUGACGUCAUCAUUCGACCGGUCAUCACAGUGCUUGCUAUGCUGCGUCCAGUUCCUGUGCGACCCGAACCAGACUUCGGUGCGUCGUGGAGCUGUGGCGAGGUCAUUGGUCGACACCCUCAGGACAUGCGACAUCGUAGGUCAGCUGGGGACCUCGGACCCACUUCCCCUGGCGGACCAACUACGAACUGCCUUCAUGGUCUUCAUGAGUGAAGCUGUGGACAGGGAUUCCCAAAUCGUUGCAGCAGAAGGUGUGACCCUCCUUGUGGGUCAACGCAGUGGUCUCCAAAAGAGGCAGGUCUUGUCCCUUGUGGAAUCAGCUGUGGAGGACAUCCUGGACUACGUGGCAUCAUGUGAACGUGCGACGAAUUCAGAGGCGUUUCUGGGCCUACUCAAUAUCCUGGUGGAAUUACAUCCAGGCAUCACAGGCCGGGUUAUAUCAGAAAGGCCAGAUGACUUGUCGUCCCUCGUGGUGCGAGCCUUAGCAGAUCCCAGCCGCGCACUGAGUGGCGAAGUCCUGGCCCUGCUUGGAAAACUCUGUCAAGCGGAGCAAGUUGAACGAGGCGACGAAGUGCCGUAUCGUUUGCACGACGAUGUCUUUGAGUCGGUCUCGACGUGCUUGCCGGACUUGCUCCAGUCCGAUGACGUGGUGCUGCAGUGUUCUGCUCUAAAGCUGGUAUCACAGCUGUCAACUUCGCCAAGGCGGGUACACUUACUGUUUCCGCCCUACGCGAGCGGUAUGGCGGCGGCCUUAAAAGCUGUUUUGCUACAACACGGUGACGCUACGUUGAAAAUUUCGGCCGUGCAAUCUCUCUGUCAACUGGCAACCUUGUCGUCUGCUACCGUUCAGGAGUGCAUAUCUGUAAACAUUCCAGACAUCCUUUUCGAAUGCCUUCUGUGCACAGACAAUCUCCUCAUAGAGUCCGUCUUGUGCUGUUUGGAGCUCUUAAGUAAAGAAGAAUCGUUCUUCAGGAACUUCGCCGUACCUUACGCAUUUCAACCGUUGAUGACCUGUACAGCGCAGCUUGUUCAAAGCAACUGUCUAGAUGCCGCUGUUGAUGCCUUUGAAUUCUUGUGUCACCUAUUACAAAAACAAAGUGGCUUUAGGGCGAGCGAAAGUCUUCUGCGUUGCUUUCUUCAGCACUUGGAUUGCUCGAUUGCAAAGAACUACCAGAACCUCACUAUCUCCAGUGUCAGGGUUAUGCAACAGCUAAUCAAAAGCGAUAUCCUGCCGACCCCGAUUCCGAUGACGCUGGUGCAGAAUCACGUGUUUAACGCCCUGCAAGCCACCCCAGAGAUCGGCAGCUGGAGCGUUCCUUCUGAAGGGUCGCAGGGGUCACCGAUGGCAGCUAAGAGCUGCCUCGCGGCAGUUGGUCUGCUGUCGUCUUUUGUCGACACCUACGUCUUCUGGACCUUAAACCCAACAGCCAGAGAGGAAUCGUAUGCAGAUUCUGACACCGCGAGGACCAACGGCGAUUUGAGCGACGUUAUAAAACAUGUCUUUUUGUCCUUCCUGAAGCUGUUCGUCUCCGAUUGCAAGGGCUCUGAGUCUCCUGUGGUUCGUGACGCAUUCCUAGCCGGUUUCUCGGCCGCUUGUCAAGCCUUUGGAAAAGAGAACGCCGAAGAAGUUUGCGACUAUCUGGUGGCCUUACUCAGGGAACAGUUCCUCAACUUCUUGUGGGAAACGAGAGGAAUGGCACAAGAACUGUUGGCAUCGAGUGGCUCAGCUCUGAAAUGGACAUUAUGGAUAAUGACGGAUGCGGAAUUUAGGAACGAUCAUCUCCUAUUUGUACUAGAAAGAGGAGUCGAAGGACUUGGAGACACUUUCGAAUCGUCACUGCAACUUCUGGAACUGAGCUCUGUAUCAUACUCGGACGCACAACUAACGUUGCUUCAUGUAUGUUGCGCAGAGUGGAUGUUUGGAGAUGACUGCAACCGAGAGGUGUCGCCUUCAUUCGUGUCAGCGAUAUGCGCAUACACUGAGGCAAACACUCCUGCACCUCCGGAUGACGACACUCUGCUCCUAAGGUCGCUGACGUUUCUUAUAGCGGUGACCACGAUGAGCAACUUUGAACCUGAAUCCGAAGACCAAGUAAAGCGAGCAAACACAUGGUUGCUGGACUGCCUGUCGCGAGUGUCCAACUGGGAUUCCAUCAUCGUUCCCGAAGACACAGUAUUGUCGUGGUGCCUCUGCAGCGAAAGGCACAGGGAACUCCUGGGCAGUUUCGCGCUAAAAAAAUGGAUGGAGAUGCCACAGCCACCUCAAAAUCUUCUUUCAACCAUCGUUGACUCGUUCGGAGCGUUGCAAUCUGUAGGGGAACUUUUGUCAUCGGAAGAGCACGGUGUGGCACGGGAGACUACACUUUUCCUCAAGAGGCUCAUCGAAUCUAAUCCGAACGACGAAAAAUGUCCACUCCUCAAGGAAGAGCUGUGUUUUUUCACGCUGAACGCGUUCACUUAUCAUUGGCUGCGCCGCACUGAAGAGACCUCUCAAGUCCUGUGUGGUCUGUUGGACAUGUUGACCUACUGCAAGAAGCCUUUCGCCGGGCUUGUCUCUGGCGAGCUGGAGGUGUUUCAACAAGUCUUGCAGCUUUCAACGCAAGAUUUCAAACCGCCACAAUGGUCUACAGUAAUUGAAUACUUGCUUACAGUCUUCUGCGGCAGAAGCAGCGAAGUGGAUUCUGCUGCAUCCUUUCUGUUGUGCAGCGAACAGGUAAUCGAAGGUCUGGAGACGCAACUGUCCAUCCGGGGCCUUACGAGAUCAAUGACUUUUGCCCUGCUCCAAAAAUUGGUUGCUAUUCAGCUGCGCACGAACAUCAAUAGCUCUAGGAAGUUCGUGUUGAACUGGCAGACAACUACGGCAGAGUUGCAGAGCGCGCACACAGCUACGGCUCUACCCGUCAUUCAUCUCUUGACAGCCAUUUUUAAGGCGGAACUCUGGGACGGAACCUGCGUCAGGUUUUCGGCAACUCCUGCGCUGAGCGACUACAGCACCCUUCUCUACAUACUGAGCAAUCACGUCGUUAGGAAGAACACGCUAUUGGAAGAAGCAGCAGUGGAGUGUCUAGAGACAUUGUUCGAAUUUUUUACUGCUUCAGACGAAAAUGAACUGGCCAACGAAUUUCCGGCAUACCCUUGGCUUGGACUGGCUGUAGAAUGUCGUCUGUCAGACUCGCAGGUCGCGGACGAAGUGACCUUGCGCGUCAUGCUAUUGGUAUUCCAAGGACCCCACGUCAACCCUGCCGUUGAGGGGGCGAUUCCAACGGUCGUCGACGCCGUCUGCCAAAGGGACACUUCCAGCCCAGCCCUUGCUGCCAGGGUUGCUGCGAGACUGUUGGGUACGGCGUACAACGCUAAAUUGUCGGAUGAUCACCGAGGAAUACUUCGAAAAUUCAUAUCUGACACGGCAGUCGAAAACCAAGUUGCUUUCUCCUAAAUCAUCACUUUCGUCGACACUAGCGACGGUGGGAGCCCAGUUGCAACUCAACAGGCCCACAUUGGAGCCCAAAUUCCGUCUGCAGUUGAGGAGGACCAAGUUUUCUUCGGAAGUUGGACACUGCAGUCUUCCUCCUUUUCGGGAGUUUCUUCAGUGUAAACUUCGUUGUAUUAAACAGAGGCAUAUUUGUU